Microplitis demolitor is the source of this 2862-nucleotide messenger RNA. Its product is annotated as DC-STAMP domain-containing protein 2-like. The record is from RefSeq and is a predicted model, not a curated record. Gene Ontology annotation, cellular component: membrane. The transcript has 7 exons. Bases 631 to 2862 code for a protein of 743 amino acids. NCBI's taxonomy places the organism in Eukaryota, Metazoa, Arthropoda, Insecta, Hymenoptera, Braconidae.
AACUAUGAUAACCAUAUUGUUAAUGUGAGAGUGUGAGGAAAAGAGUGAUUAAAUCUUCUGUUUUUACCCUUACUAAUUUUAAAAUCACGAUUGUAGGAAUGAUUCUCGAAAUAUAAAGAAUAUUUAAAAAAAAAGAUUUUUUUCUGCAAUGUUAAUGACUAAAGUUCCUAUAUUUAUUACCCCAAAGAAAAAACAAACAAUAAUCUACACACAGAAUCAUCGUAGUAUAAUCUUGCUUGUUAACGUAGGUGUAUAUAUCUUUUCUUAAAAUAUCAUUUGGCUCUGUCCUGCAAAAUAGCGACUCAAUAGUAAGGCUGGCAACUUUAGCAGAAUAAGGAUGUUAGCCCACUUAAGAUGGUGUCUAAACCUGUAUUUACGACCGUGAUUGAAGUUCAAUUGUUUUUAGCUAAUAUCCUAAAAUUUAGCAAGCAGCUGUGCUCACUCCAGAGUGUAUUUGUGAGAAAACAGUAUCGUAUAUGUAGCAAAGUAUACUCAGCAUUGUUCAGAGCUUAGACAACCUGAACGCAGCUUAUUUUAUUCUAAUCAGACUAUACUAAUUAAUCACAACGGAUAAGCUUUUCGAGAAAACUAGUAAAUGAAUUGAAAGCAAUUUCAUAAGUGCUAUUUGAAAUGGUAUUUUUUGAAUCAACUUUGAAAGCAUUCAAAUUGGAACAAUCAAGAAAGAAUUACAAUCAAGAAAAAUUCAAGUCAACGACACUUUCAAAAAUCUGGGAUGCGAAUCAUAACGUUUUGAAAAAAAUUUAUAUUCGAAGUAAUAUAUUUUUUGCAAAAAUAAAUAAAGCAUUUCAAAAUUUUAUUUUUUUUCCGACGAAUUUGAAGAUUUUUUGCUUUGCGACUAUUUCAGUAAAUAAAACUGUUGAAAACAAGGUUUUUAAAAGCAUCGUCGGAUUUUCAAGCGGCAUUUUUUUAACUUACAUUUUAUUUUUGCUUUUCUUUAUCCACGUAAAGUUGACCUUAUCAUCUGCAACUCUUUUUUGCUCAUUAUUAGGAAUGGUAUUAACUAUUGCUCUUGCCUUUUCUUCUUGCAUUCGGUGUAUUGUUUUUUUACUUUGUCUACAAUUAUUUUCCAAGCGAGGACGUCAAGCUUUGAUAGCUUAUGCUUUCAUCAUUAUGUUGACUGGUCCGACUAAUAACACACUCCAUAAUGUCCAAGUGUUAUCAGAGUCUCUCUCCUGUGGACAGGAAGAAUUGAAGCAAGUUAUUAAAAUCCUAACUAAUUUUGCUAAACAGCCUUUUUUUGCAUUUCGGCAUGCUUUAACAAAAAUAAUUAAGAUCAUGGAAAAUGUAAAGGAAAAUAUUGAAAAUCUUUUAUCUACAAUAAAAAAAUUUUUUCUCAGUCUUUAUUCAGUAAUAAAGUCAACAUAUGAUUGGCUUGGAAGCAUUGUAAAUCUUUGUAAUAAAAAAUUUGGAACUCCAUACGACAGAUGUCUUAAUAGUUUUGAAAUUGCUGUAGCUGAUUGUCAAGCAAAACUUGGACCCUUAUUUAAUAGUUUUUGUGAAGUAGCAAGUACUGUUCAAAGUUUAUGUUUUUCAAUGAAACCGUUUGAGUUUGUGUGUAUUUUAACUUCUCUGCUUCAAAACAUUAUUUUGGAUACACUACAAAAAAAUAUCAGAAAGUUUCUUUAUCAAAUAAAAAUAAUGUUUUAUGUUAAAAUUGAAUUUUCACACUUCUCAAACUUUGAAGCCAAUAAAACUAACUUUUAUGAGAAUAUUGUUUCUCAUAUUUUGAAAGAUGUUGAAUCUCAAACUCACAAUUUUUUAAGAGUGUUUAAUUCAAUGCGUUUCGUUACAAGUUUUUUUUUUCUUUGUGUUCUACUUAGAGUUGUUAAUUACAGGCACAAGUGGUUAACAAAAGACUCCUUCAACAACAAGUACCUUAAUGAAGAUUUUUACAAUAUUGAUUUAAUAAGAACACAAAAAAGCAAAGCAGUAGUCUUGCCACUUAGUGAAGGAGAAAAGAAGAAAUACACAACAUUCACAUCAGCAACAUUGAGUAGCAAAGAAAAAACUCGGCUGGCUAAAUCAACAAUUUUUUUGGGAAUCGCUUCUUUGAAAUUCUGCAUUAAUAUGUUUGUUGAUCAUAGUCUUUACUGGAUUUUGAGUACUAUUAAUUACUAUGGCCGAUUUUCAAAUGAAGUUCAACAAAGAAAUAUCAUUGGUUUUCGAAUUGCUGGUGAUGGUUACAUCUCUGAAAUCUACCGUGAUAUUUCCGGAAUCUUUCGGCAAUUCAAAAGAAAUGACAAAAACUCAACUUUCCUCUGCCUUCCGGACCCUCUAUCACCAAACUAUAGGAAAUAUAAUGAAAUCAUUAUAAUUGUGAUCUUUAGUUGGAUAAUGGCUCUUUUUGAACCAUUUGUAUUAAGAUUGAGUCAAGUCAUCAUGAGUCGCUACUAUCCCAGAAGAGCAAAACAUCGAGCAGUUUGGUUAUAUAACCAUAUUCUUCGGUAUUCUGUUGAACUAAUUGAAAUUGUGCUCAUUCAAUUCUUGUAUUUAUCCAUUGUUUUCAGAUCUCGAGGAAACUAUUUCAAAUGCAUGAGACGUAAAUUGCAUCGAAAAUGUAGAUUCAUAAUCGGAAAUUAUUCUGAAUAUAAUUCAUCAAAACGAUUUUCAUUUCAUACAAAUUCUAUUUCGACUGAUAAUUUGAGAAAUAAUCAAGAAAUAUGUCUCUUGUGUGGAGUUUCUGUGAAUGAAAGUUAUCUAUCUCACAUCCAAUGUACAACUUCAAAUUGUGACGGAAUAUUCUGUACGAUGUGCUACGCUGAUCUACACGGUUAUUGCACACUAUGUAACGUGUUGAUUGAGCAUAAUGAUUUAUCUAAUAUAAAUGAAAAAAAAAAAUGA